Mercenaria mercenaria is the source of this 3327-nucleotide messenger RNA. Its product is annotated as transmembrane protein 260-like. NCBI's taxonomy places the organism in Eukaryota, Metazoa, Mollusca, Bivalvia, Venerida, Veneridae. Bases 96 to 2237 code for a protein of 713 amino acids. The record is from RefSeq and is a predicted model, not a curated record. The transcript has 20 exons.
GCUGAAGAUUCGUCAAGGGCGAGCACUGAGGUAAACAAAGCAAACUCGAUCGUGCAUUUUUCUUCAAUUGCAUAUCAACAGGCGAUGAGUGAACUAUGCGAGACAAAAGGAAGAAACAGAUUGAAGUUGGUAACAAGAAGCGAGAUGUUACAGAUGGAAGGAGAGCAUGUGAUCAACAUCAGAUAAGAGGUAGACCUUUUAUGUAUUUAGCAUGCCACACUGUAGCAGUUUUGGCAGUGUAUAUUUACACCAUGUAUCCAACAGUUCCUGGAGGUGACUCGGGGGAAUUGAUUGUAGCUGCACAUGAAUUAGGGGUUGCCCAUCCCCCUGGAUACCCAUUGUUUACAUUGUUACUAUGGUCAGCUAUGAAGUUUAUACCAUUUGGUAGUGUAGCAUGGAGAGCUAACCUACUUAACGCUGUACUCUCAGCAGGAGCUACUCUCAUGUUCUCCCUCACCAUAUACAGGUAUACUAGAAGUGUGGGAAUUUCAGUUAUUGGAGCGUCAAUGUGGUCAUUAAACAAGCUGACAUGGACCUGGUCUACCACUGUAGAAGUGUUCAGUCUGAACAACCUGUGUAUAGCUACACUGCUCUAUCUCAUGGUAGAGUUUGAAACUGUGCAAACAGACAAGAAAGUCAGGGUAGCGUAUUUGGGAUCGUUCAUGUGUGGUAUAACACUAUGUAACCAGCACACCAGUGUGGUAUAUGUGGCAGUGAUAGCAAUCUGGGUUCUCCUGGAGCUUCUCAAGGUCAAGAAAUUGUCUGCUGGUAUUUUGCUGCUUAUUUCUGUGAGCUUCCUAUGUGGUCUGGUUCCCUACAUCUAUCUACCAGUAUCAUCAUGGUUGCUUUCAGCUAGAUAUACUUGGGGGAACCAGGCAAACCUUGAAGGUUUCCUAAAACAUCUACUCAGGCAGGAAUAUGGAACAUUCAGUCUUGCUAAACAGGAAGAUGGUACAGGUCAUAGUAUUGUUGAUGGAUUAAGAACCUAUGUUUGGCAUGUACUGUCACAGUUUACAGUUGUUGGGGCAGUAUUGGCAGUGUUUGGCGCUGUAUAUGCAAAGAAAGGUUCCAGGUAUGGUACAAGUUUGAUUGUUUCCAUGGUGAUGUGUCUGUUAUAUUUGAUACUGUUUUCCUGGAGAGCCAACUUGAAUCUUGAUAAUCAACUUUACCUUGGUGUGGUUGAGAGAUUCUGGAUGCAGUCAGACAUGAUCAUUGUUUUGCUAGCAGUUGUUGGUCUUUCUUCAGUAUUUAGGAUGUUAGAAACAACAUUCUCCUCAAAAAGAAUAUCAGUCAUGGAAAUAUCUUUGGCAGCUGCAGUGUUUUCCAUGUACAUUGGUAAGAAUUUGUCGGACUGUAACCAAGGAAACAGUACAGUAGUUGCAGAGUUUGGGUCCCGGCUUUAUCGUAAUAUGCCACAAAAUGCUCUAGUCCUGACAGUAGGUGAUCUCCCUUCUAAUGUACUCAGGUAUUUGUAUUUGUGUGAAAAUAAUCGACCAGAUGUCACAGUACUUGAUCAGGAGUUGAUGACAUAUCCAUGGUAUGUUCCAAUGUUAAGACACACCUAUCCCAGUGUUACAUUUCCUGGCCACCAUAUGGAGGCACAGACUGGACUACUGGACACAGGCCAACGUGUGUUCAACUUUAAAACUUUUCUUGAUGCAAACAUAAAGAGGAGACCAGUUAUAGGAUGUAUAGGUAUACAGAAGCGUGAGAAAUCAUGGGAGCAAAGUUAUCAUUUAUUUCCCUAUGGACCUUGCUCACUGGUGAUGAAAGCUGGGGGAAAACUUGAUAUAAACACCAUACAGAACAGUGCAGAGAAUAUUUCAGCUGGCUGGGAGUACCCUUAUGAAGGAUUUGAUGCAAAAUCGUGGGAAAGAGUCGCUACAAAUGAGAUGUGGAAUGCAAAAGUGAACAUAGCCUUAAAGUUGUAUGAAAUGGCUGUAGUGUUGAAGGAGACAGAUACAAUGUAUUCAGAACUGAUGAUCAAAUCUUAUGAGCUGUACAAGAAAGCAGUAGAGAAGGAAACACUAGAAGCUAUCCCUGACUACUGGCACAGAAACUACGCACUGGCAUGUGAACGUAUGCUCAGAAUCAAACAUAAAUAUUCACUCAGUGACAUUGUCAAUGACACUAUAUUCCAUUUUGAAGUGUAUAUACAGAAAACACCUACAGAUGAAAGUGUGCCAAUUAUAAAACAAUCUAUACAAAAUUUGAAAUUGUAUGUUGGUAAAUUGUAGCAUUUAUACUCAAUCAGGAGUUGAAUCUCUAUACUGUGAUAUUUGAUUGAUUAACAUGGAAUUUUAUAUGAGUUUGAAAGGAUCGCUUUACCAUAUACUAGAUGAUAUUGUUCUUUUAAUAUACAGUGGUUAAAGUUACAAAAUGUUUUGUAUCCUGGUUUUUAUACAAUGGAGCAGUAUUUUAGUGCUAGUCCAAAAAUCAAAACUUUUUUACUUUUUAGCAUAGUUUUGAUAAAGUGUGAUACCAAUGAACAUUUCUUAAAUUAGAGCACACAAAAUGUGCACAGUAUAUGGGAAUCACUCCAGGUACUAUCAUAAAUUCAGAUACACCUUGGUUAAAGUCUUUCUCUUUAUCUCUGUAAUUACUAGAUGGAUUUGUUUCAAACUUAAAAUAGUUAUUUCUCAUCAUAACUCAUAUCUUAUGGCACAAGGGCCAUAACUCUCACACCAAUAUUGUAUGAAUUAUCACCCCUUUUACUUAGAAAUUCAGGUUAAAGUUUUGAUGUACUUUCACUCUAUCUCUGUUAUCACUAAAUGGAUUUGAUUCAAACUUAAAAUUGUUAUUCCACCUCAUCACCCACAUCAUAUGACACAAUGUCAAUAACUCUAGCAGCAAUUUUUCAUGCGUUAUGCCCCCCCCCUUUUUUUACUUAGAAUUUCAGGUUAAAAGUUUCGUGCAAUUUUACUCUAUCUCAGUUAUUAUGUCUCCCCACACUGGGGGAGACAUAUUGUUUUUGCCCUGUCCGUCCGUAUGUCACACCUCAUUUCCGGUCAAUAACAGGAGAACCAUUGACCUAUAACCUUCAAACUAUAUAGGAUGGUAGGGCUUAUGGAGUAGGCGGCUGCUAUUGUUUUUGGGGUCACUCCAUCAAAGGUCAAGGUCACAGGGGCCUGAACAUGGAAAACCAUUUCCGAUCAAUAACUGGAGAACCACUUGACCCAGAAUGUUGAAACUUCAUAGGAUGAUUGGUCAUGCAGAGUAGAUGACCCUAUUGUUUUUGGGGUCACUCCAUCAAAGGUCAGGGUCACAGGGGCAAGAACAUGGAAAUGAUUUCCGAUCAAUAACAUGAGAUCCACUUGACCCAGAAUG